This is a messenger RNA of Aethalodelphis obliquidens (Pacific white-sided dolphin), 3485 nucleotides long. It is a transcript of the gene HS1BP3, whose product is annotated as HCLS1 binding protein 3. The coding region runs from base 1952 to 3043 and encodes 363 amino acids. Gene Ontology annotation, molecular function: phosphatidylinositol binding. NCBI's taxonomy places the organism in Eukaryota, Metazoa, Chordata, Mammalia, Artiodactyla, Delphinidae. The record is from RefSeq and is a predicted model, not a curated record. The transcript has 8 exons.
CAGCAGGCAAAGGGAGGGCUCUCCUCCCCGCUUUCCUGUCCACCUGUCUUCCUUUCUCUUCGAAGAUCUAGUUAUGCAUCCUGUCCGCGCUCACCGUGCGCCAGGCCCCGGGCACGGCACUGGGGACGGGGUGAAUCCGGCAAGGCUCGGCCCUGCAGGGGAAACGGGGAUGAACGCAGACCCUCGGGAGACAGAUGCUGAAUGGGGGGUAGUGGGUUCAGGUUGCCAUGGGAACACAGGGCAGGAGGUAACCCCGGCUUCUGAGGGGGUGCAUGAGGCCCCCCUCCUGCAGGAGGAGUGGAGGUUAAUGAGGUGAAGGGAGAGAAGAGGGGGCAGCUGCUCAAACAGGUAGCUCAGGAAAAGUGCAGUUACCGCCAAGGCCUGCGGAGGGUCCCUGGAGGCAGAGGAUGCAGGGUGACCCACCCCACCCUGACCCAGGCCUGGGGGACCCAGUGCAAGACGGAUCCUGGAAAGGCUGGGAUGGUCAUGGUUUUAUUCUUUCCCCCUUUCUAACAUCUGGCAAGUGACUCACUUCAAGUAUUUUCAUACACUCCGCCCUUGUUCCCCCUACCCAGAAUCUUGGGCUAAGACAUCAAUCUCUUACAUAAAUGAAUGUUAUUUUUCCAGCAGUAAUCUGAACAUCCCUGUGGCUUCAGGUCUAGAAAAGUAUGUGUGAUUCUUUAAGUGAACCCUGAUAUCAGAACCUGCUCGGCCUCUGCAUGGUUGCUGGUCGUGUCCUCGCUGGCAGAAGAGGUUUCCCCAGGGCCGCAUGAAUCACCUCCUCUCCCUGAGCCUCAGUGUCAUUUCCUGCAAAAAGGAGCUUUGAGGUUGGCAGGUGUGAGCAGGGCCGCCAGCAGCAGACCAGUGGGGGUGUGACCUUGGUGCUGGGAGCCUGGGAAGGGCGUGGGUGGCUUCCCUCACUGCCACACCUGGGCAGGGCUCCUUAACAGAUGCAGGUGCUGGUGGUGAAGGCCAGGAGAGUGGUUCUAGGAUACAGUAGUGAACAACACGAAGUCCCUCUCGUGAGCUUUGCUGGGGCCGACGGACAAUAGGUAAAUAUAUGGUGUGUCAGGGAUGAUAAAUGGUAUGAAGGAAAAUAAAGUGGUAGGGAAAUAGGGUGCUAGGAGGAGUGAAUGCUGUUUUAUAUGGUGUGGCCCAGGAAUGUCUUUCUGACAGAGAGUGGCAGUUGGGCAGACUCCUGACAAACGCAAGAGAAAUCUUGAGAAAGAGUGUACCAGGCAGAGGGGACAGCAGGAGCCAAUGUCCUGGGGCAGAGAGGUGCUUGGGCACCAGCGAGGAGGCCAGGGUGGCUGGAGUGCCGUGAGCUGCAGAGAGCAUUAGGUGAUGUGGUGCGGAGCUGGGGGCUUGGAGGCAGGGGACAGUCAGGACAGGCCUCCCAGGCUGAGGUGAGGCUCUGGGCGAGGUGGGACCUGGCUUGGGUUUCACAAAGGUCAUUUGGCCGCUGUGUUGAGCAGAAGGUAGGUGAGCAGGGUGCAGCAAGGGGACCAUUCUGGCAGUGAUCCACGUGAGAGCUGAUGGUGGCAGAGGGGGUGCGAAAUGUUUGGGCUCUGGCUGUAUUUUGACGGUACAGCUUUCAGGGUUUGCUGAUGAUUAGAUGUGGGUCGCGAGAACAGGAAAGAGGAGUCAAGAUUGACUGCAAGACUUACCCUGAGUUCCUGAAAGAGGGAGGUUGCAAUGGACCGAGUCGGGAGACUAUGGAUGGAGCAGGUUUAGGAAGAUUCCCAGGCCCUGCCGCCAACCUGCUGGAUCAGAAUGUGCACAUUGACAAGCUCUCCAGGCAGCUUGGAUGCACUUUACAGUUUGAGAAGUUUGGUCUGGGGCAUAGGUGGACAAGCUACACCCAUGCGCCCACCACUUGCUUUUGCGAGUUCAGAAUGUCCACACAGGCCUGGACCUAACCGUGCCCCAGCACCAGGAGGUACGGGGCAAGAUGAUGUCAGGGCACGUGGAGUACCAGAUCCUGGUGGUAACCCGUCUGGCUGCAUUCAAGUCGGCCAAGCACAGGCCUGAGGAUGUCGUCCAGUUCUUGGUCUCCAGAAAGUACAGUGACAUCGAGGAGUUUUACCAGAAACUCAGCAGUCGUUACCCAGCGGCCAGCCUUCCCCCGCUCCCCAGGAAGGUGCUCUUUGUUGGGGAGUGUGACAUCCGGGAGAGGAGAGCCAUGUUCGAUGAGAUCCUGCGCUGCGUCUCGAAGGAUGCUGAGUUGGCAGGCAGCCCUGAGCUGCUAGAAUUCUUAGGUACCAGAUCCCCCGGGGCUGCGGAUCUCAGCAGCAGAGAUUUCUCUGUCCUGGACACAGACAGCCAAGGGGGGGACGACGGGGAUGCUUUCGACUUCUUCCAGCAGCAGGAUCGAGUGGAGGGUGAGGGUCUCCCCACGCUGGACCAGAAGGGCCAGGAUGCAGGGAAGUCCUCAGAGGACGAGGCAGAGGAGGCCCUGGACCCUCUGGGCAUCAUGCGCUCCAAGAAGCCCAAGAAACGCCCGGAGGAAGUGGCCGUGAAGCCCAAACCCUCGCCCUGUCUCUCCAUCUUUGAUGAGGAGGUGGACCCCGACGAGGGGCUCUUUGGCCCGGGCAGGAAGCCCUCUUCCCGGAGCCCCGCAGAGGACGCGCCCCCCAGGGACUCCCUGAAGCUGUUUGACGAUCCUGACCUCGGCGGAGCCGUCCCCCUGGGUGACCCGUUACUGCUGCCAGCUGCCCACGGGGGUGGAGGACCCACGUCCCGCCCAGGCUGCAGGGAGGCCUCCGAGGAGCUGUUCAGAGUCGAAGAGGACUUGGACCAGAUUCUGAACCUGGGGGCUGAGUCCAAACCCCAGCUUCAGCCCCAGCCCCAGCCCAAGCCUCCAGUGGCAGCUAAGCCAGCGCUACUCAGAAAGCCAGCUGUUCCCCCCAGGGUGGGUUCAUCUGAGGCUGUGGCCAGGCAGCAGAAGCAGCAGCAGCAGAUCCAAGCCAUGGACGAGACGGACAUCUUACAGUACAUCCGGGACCACGACGCGCCUGGCCAGGCUGCCCCCAGCCUCUUCUGACCGCCCCCAAGCCCUGUGCUCUUCCUGCGCCAGCAGACUCUCUCCUGUGGAGGGGCACGUAGUGAGGUGCAGACUUGGACCUGUAGGGCCAGAACCUCUAUUCCCAAGGGAGGGAGGGUGGAAGCCGGGUCAUAGGACCCGUGUACUGCCUUCUUCCUUUUCCUCAGGCCUGUGGGUUCAUGGAAUCCUGCAAGAUGCAGAGAGCAAGGUCACUAUAGGAAGUGGAGCCUAAGUUGUCUCAGCCAUGUGGAUGUGGAGGGGAGAGCCUGUGGGGAUGCCUUGCUAACCAGGAGCCCAGUCCCCAGGAUGUCAUGAGACUGGAAGCGCGGGGGGCCAGGGAGGCUCCACUCGGGGCGGGAAACUUUGUGCCCACUUGUGCCCACCGUCUCUGCCAGCCCCAGCACGUGCCCACCGGCUCUGCCAGCCCCAGCACGGGAGGGAG